GCGAGCAGGGCGCCGGGAGCGGGGACCGCGGUGGAAGUUGUUAGCGCAGUUAUAAUUAGCUUGGCCGGGGUCUCUGGUAAGCUGGGGAGGAGGAAGGGGGAGGAGUGUAACUUUUCGCGGCUCGGGAAGCCCAAGGUUGUCUCUGGUUACUGCUGCCCGCCGCUGCGGGGGGAGGCGCGGGCGGGCGCCUGCAGGAAGUACCAACUAGUCUCCUUCCACAAAGGCCAAAUGGUGGCAGGCUCCCUUGGGUUUUAUUAGUACUUGUGCGCUCGGAGGAGUGGCUGCAGGGAGGGUGGCAGGAAAGAGGCUUUCCCUGAAUCGCAGCUUUUUAAUUCUGGCACUCGUGAUCGCUGCCUCUUGAGAGUUGCGACUUGUGUAUUUGCUGCAGCUACAUUUUUAAUAGCAGGUUUUGUUUGUCUCGGUAACCGUGUAUGUUAGCCUGAACUACAAGUAGGCGGAUAAGACUGGAGGGGCAUAAGCUUGGUGUCCUUUAUGCAUAUUGCAAAUUCAUCUCUCUAAUAGACGCAGUUAAUAAUUUCUGCCCUAGAUAGGCCUGGAAUUUUUCAAACUAUGUUGGAACAGUUCAUUUCCAAAAACAUAGUCACAUCAUCCUACCUCGGUGGAUGGCUUGGCCUCUUGAAUAGUUCAGGACCCUUGGAUGACCACACUUUAUGCAAGAUCUGGAAUCUUCCUGCCUGGACUCCUUUCUGUUUUCUGAGGGUAACUACUUGUUCAUGUUGGGGAGAGGUCUAAAGCGCAAGCUGAGUGACUAUGAGGAGAACAUGGCUGGUCUCUCGAGUGCCUUUGAUUCCAGUCGAAAUUUGCCAUAUCCACUUAAGAGGCAGUUGGUGCUUAAUAUGUGCCUCACCAAGUUACAGACGUACAAAAUGCUGGUGGAACCGAACUUGCACCGCUCUGUCCUCAUAGCCAACACAGUACGGCAAAUUCAAGAGGAAAUGAGACAAGAGAGUAGUCAGCAGCCAAUUAAUGUCUGCCCUGGCAUUACUCCUAGUUCUCACAGCUACACAGGGAUGGAGUCAUCUGGGAUUUCUCUUCAGUUGCCUUCAGGUAUUAGUCAGCAAGAGUCUAACUGUUGCGACUUACGGUCUGUAGAAGACCCAAUUGAAAAUAGCCUGCUCAUAGUUUCAGAUGAUGAUAUGUCAUCUGCUAUUUCAUCUAUUCUGAAGGAUUUAGACUUUGUAGAAGAUAUAAGCCCGCCUACUUGUCUGGUUUCUACUGGAGACGACCAGCCAAAGUUUCCAGAAAAUACUGGUCUAAAACUAGAAGAUGAUAGACAGGAUUUGAAGGGAGCUGAAUGUGUGUUUGGUUCCUUUGAGAUUUCAAAUUCAACUAGCUACUUGAAGGAUUUGGCAAUAGAUGACAUUUUUGAAGAUAUUGACACUUCAAUGUAUGAUUCAGACUUUUGCUGCCCUCCAUUAAUGCCACCCAGACCACCAUCUCUUGCUACAGAAGAACCAUUGAAAACCUUUCCAUCUUGUAAUUCUUCUUCAGCAAGCAACAUUCAGAUAUGUAGAACAGAUCUGAGUGAGUUGGACCACAUCAUGGAAAUUCUUGUUGGAUCCUGAUACUUGUUUUACCCAAAGAUACUUAUUAACUGCCACUUUCAUUUGGUUUCAGGAUAAAAGCCACUGGAAAAGUUGUAAAGAAUUCUUUAAAACACAAACUAAAAAUAAUUUGUCUGUAGUGGGAUUUUCUAAAUAAUUCCAAAUCUUAAAAACCAAAAAAAGUGGCAGAUUUUUUUUUUUUAAAGAAAUAUUUAUUUAUCAGAACUGUGCAAUCAUCUUUUUCCUUCCAGGGUGUAUGUGGAACAAUAGGCACAUACCCUUAUCACCCCUCAUGCCUCUUUCAAUAAACUUUUUUAUGUGCAAUUUUUAAUUUGUCAGAAGAAUUUACAUGCAAAACAAAUUUCAUACGAGAUGAUCUUUUACAAAGCCUCCACUUUAUUUUUAAUAUCAGAGUCUAUGCCAGGUUGGCAUACGUCAAGUUGCAUAGUUGGAUUGCGUGGAUUGCAGGCGCAUUACUAGAGAUGGGUAUAUUUUAAAAAUGAGACACACUUCGCUUUCUUUUGGUCAGAAAAGCAGAUCAAGACACUGAUCAACGAAGUCUCUUGCAUUUUCUAAAGCAUUCAGAACUAUUUAUUUUUGUAAAUUUUAUAGUCUUUCUACAUUUUACUACGUUAUUUCAUCAUAGUUCAAAUAUAAUGGACUUCUAGUUGGAUGUGUUUAGCACUACCUCUGAGCUGAAAUGCUUUAACUCUUUCCAGUGCUUCGUCUAAGACUGCAGAUCUUGUUUCUAUUUUUUUUUCUGGGGGAAAGUACUUCUAACUCAUUAAGCUGAUCCUUUGACAGUGACCUAGCUGAUUUGUGAAAUCAAGGGUAUUCAAUGUUUAAAAACUUUUAAGUAUUUACAAAUGUAAUUUAUAUGUAGAUUGUGCAAUUUUAACAUUUUUCUGUCAGUAUUAUGUGCUUAGAUUUUGAAUAAUCUUGGCGUUCUUUAAAUUAAAACUUACUAUGUACAGGUAGCUUUUUAAUCUGUUUUGGAAAACACUGUCCUUCAACCCUGCUUUCACUACGAAGUUUAAGAUGAUUUUUAUGUGCAAUAUUAUUUAAAAAGAUACACAUUUGUAUACCUGGCAUUGUGGAAAGAAACGCUUCAAACUUAAAACUUCUAGCACCUUUGGAGGAUACUCAAGAGUCAACAUGUCUGUAUCCUUUAAGAAACAAAGCUGAGAACACUUCUUACUACACCAGUGCUUACUGCUUUGAAUACUCCUGAAAUACUCAUUGAUACGUGGUGAGUCAGUGCCGAUGACCAAGUACCAUCGUGCAGCUGUGUCUGGGGGAGCUCAGGGGUCUGACCGCUCAGAUGCAGCGCCAGGGCUGGGGCCUGCGUGGGCUUUGGAAGCAUCGUGGUAGUUCCUGCUGCCGAUGCUGCAGGUUGUACUGGGGAGGGAGGGGUGCGUGUCUAUGGCAGGUGUGUAUAUAAGUAUAUAUAAGCGCACUAAUUAACUGAAGAUGAGAUUUGCAGUGAGAACUAUUUCCAUAAGACAGUUUGGAUACUGUGUUUCAGCUUGAACUGAGGUCUAUAUUGAUCUUUUCUAUUGUCUUCUGAACUACACACUUGCACAUUAGUUUUUGGGUUGGUUUUUUUAUUAUUUUUUAAUUAUAAAACUUUUACUUUGUUCUUGAAAGCUGCAGCACCUGUCUUGUAAGAAAAUUUGCAGUUGUAAAAGCUUUGCUUUGGUUUGUUGGUUUUGGGGGUGGGGGGUGGUUGUUGUUCUGCUGAGACUUUUCAUGAAUGGGGCAUCGGCAGAGGAAAAAAAAUGUUGCCUGUGUGUUGCAUCUCACAGAAGUUGAAAUCCUGGCCCUAUUGAAGGGGCCAGGGUGUCACCUAGUAUUUCUAGUCUUAACUGAUGCUGUGGCACACCUACCUUGUGCAAAGAUCUCCAUUUUUUACUGUGACUGUUUUGGUUAACAGUUAGCUGCCGAUACAAUUUGGUAUCCCAAACCAAUGGAGAACCAGUUCAGGUCACAUCCUCGCAGCCAUCUGGGUUGUUUAGCAACCGAAGGGUAUAAAUGUAUUUAUAUGCAUAUAAUGUAUUGAUUCUAAUAUAAAACCUCUGAUCUAAAGUAUUUUGAAUUGCUGGAUAAAGGGAUUUGUUUGAAGAGUGUAUAAAUAGUUCUUGAAGAGGUACAGCUUCAGAAUGUACACAGAUUGUGCAUUGUGUAUAGACUACUCUGGCUUUUCCUCAGCCUCUACUUUUGUAUUAAAGAUAUGACUGAAUAAAUCCUUGAAAUAUUAAGGGCCUUCUGCACUGUGAUGAAGCAGAGUUGUGUUAAAAAUGUCUUUACAUUCAGUAAUGAGGGAUAAAAUAAAAAGACUGCAUCUAAUUUCUUUUUGCAUUUGAAAAUAUGGAAUGUUACUAUGCAGUAAAGAUAUUUUGGUAUGAAAAUUGUAUUAUGUAGCAAAUAGUGAAUGCUUAAUAAAUCCACUUACUCAUGUUGGAGCCCCUACAGAAACACAAGAGAAGACAACUUGCUUUUCAGCAUUUACAUGCUAAAGUUUUUUGUAUGCUUCAGAAAAAGAUUAAAUUGUUGGUAGAUGUUUUAUCAACAAUUCAAAAUGCAAUUUUUGUUCAAGUGCUUGCUACAAAGCUCUGUUUCUAAUUGGUUGCUUGCAUCACAGUGCCAAGACCAUAAGCUGGUAUGUAAUGCAGUUCGGUUAUGUAUGGAAUUAUGUGCAAAGGGAAGUUUAAUUUUUAAAUAUGCACAAACUAAUUUUAAAAUCCUUCCAUGUAAAAUGAAGUUAGAGGCUAGUUGUGGUGGACCUAUUUAUUGUAUGUUUGGAAAUAAAAGCCACAGUUUUGCAGUUUAA
Messenger RNA from Aquila chrysaetos chrysaetos, 4395 nucleotides. RefSeq names its product SERTA domain-containing protein 2-like. Gene Ontology annotation, cellular component: nucleus. The transcript is spliced from 3 exons. Gene Ontology annotation, molecular function: transcription regulator activity. Lineage: Eukaryota; Metazoa; Chordata; Aves; Accipitriformes; Accipitridae. The record is from RefSeq and is a predicted model, not a curated record. Bases 672 to 1586 code for a protein of 304 amino acids.